Molecule: messenger RNA, 1639 nt
Organism: Pistacia vera
Lineage: Eukaryota; Viridiplantae; Streptophyta; Magnoliopsida; Sapindales; Anacardiaceae
Product: protein disulfide-isomerase 5-2
Exons: 5
Coding region: 57-1346 (429 amino acids)
Biological process (GO): response to endoplasmic reticulum stress; protein folding
Cellular component (GO): endoplasmic reticulum
Molecular function (GO): protein disulfide isomerase activity
Source: RefSeq, a predicted model, not a curated record
UCAGCAAGACACUAAACCCAUCUGAAAAUUUUGAGAGCAAACAGAAGUUAUCGAAUAUGCGAGAGAUAGUUAGAAGUACAGUUUGGAUCUUAUUAUUAUGUGGGUCAGUUUCAUUUUCUUCUGGAAAAGAAACCCAGUUCAAAGUAGAUGGCAAAGUAAUAGAGCUUGACGAAUCAAACUUUGAAUCAGCAAUCUCAGCCUUUGACUUGAUCUUGGUCGAUUUUUACGCUCCCUGGUGCGGCCACUGCAAGCGCCUCGCUCCUCAGUUAGAUGCAGCUGCCCCUGUUCUUGCUGGAUUGAAGGACCCCAUUGUUAUUGCUAAAGUAAAUGCGGAUAAGUAUACUGGCCUUGCUCGUAAAUAUGAGAUUGAUGCAUUUCCGUCGCUCAAGAUAUUUAUGCAUGGCAUUCCCACGGAAUAUUAUGGGCCAAGACAGCCAGAUUUGCUUAUCCGUUAUCUCAAAAAGUUUGUUGCUCCUAAUGUUACCAUUCUUAAUUCGGAUGCUGAGAUCAAAGAUUUUUUUGAUAAUGCUGGUACUUUCUUUCCUAUAUAUAUUGGAUUUGGCUUGGGUGAGUCAAUCAUAUCUGACUUAGCCCUAAAGUAUAAGAAGAAGGCAUGGUUUGCUGUGACAAAGGAUUUCUCUGAGGAUAUGAUGGUGUUGUAUGAUUUUGACAAAGCUCCAGCGCUGGUUGCUAUUCAGCCAACUUACAACGAACGCAAUAUCUUUUAUGGCCCCUUUGAAGAUGAAUUUUUGGAGGAAUUUAUAAAACAAAAUUUUCUUCCUCUAUCUGUGCCUAUAAACCACGACACACUGAAGUUGCUGAAAGAUGAUAAAAGGAAAAUUGUUCUGACAUUGGUGGAGGAUGAGGCUGAUGAGAAGUCAGAGAAAUUGAUCAAGCUGUUGAAGGCUGCUGCUUCUGCAAAUCGUGACUUAGUUUUUGCAUAUGUUGGAAUUAAACAGUGGGGAGACUUUGCUGAUACAUUUGGCGUCAAUAAGAAGUCAAAAUUGCCAAAAAUGAUUGUUUGGGAUGGCGACGAGGAGUACUUAACUGUUAUCGAUUCCGAAAUUAUUGAUGAUGGAGACCAGGGAUCUCAAAUUUCACAUUUCCUUGAAGGCUAUAGAGAAGGACGGACCGAACAGAAAAAGAUUGCUGGUCCAUCACUGAUUGGCUUCAUCAAUUCACUUAUUGGCCUUAAAACUGUGUACAUCAUUGUAUUUCUUGUGGCAAUGCUGAUGCUUAUCAGAAGCCUUGGCCAAGAAGACGUACCUCCUAUUGGUGUUAGACCCCAGACCGACGAGGUCGAUGCCCCAAGGGAUGAGUAUGGACCUGAAGACAAGGAAGAUUAGGGUAGGCUUCUGCUUGCCUUAUUUCAAACAAGAGUCAUUUUGAUACAAAAUUAUUUUAUGGAUGAAAAUGUUAAGAGUUGAGCAUAUAUUCCUUUCCUUGCUUUUUCGUUAUCAUGCAUUUCUUUCAAGAACCCUUUUGCACCCAUGUUAAUUUAUGUAGAAAAUUAACUAGUCAGUUUAAGUAGUGGUGUAUAAAGCUUCAUUUUCAUCUGUCUUUUGAUAACAACAUAAGAAGUCUGUUGAUUCAGGGUUUCUGAACUCAUUUUAUCUCCUAAAUUUUCUUGGUUUCUGAA